AUGGUGAAGGGAGGUUGGGGUGACUGUGUGGUGUGGCUUGUGGAGAGGGUUCGCGCUAAGGCUGCUGUGAUGGUUGUAGUCCCAGUGAGUUUCGGUCGGUUUGUGGCUGCAAUGGUGUUUGACGGUUGCAAUGGUGGAGGUUCAGUGAUUGGAACGAAAGGGGGUUUGAAAAUUGGUGGUUUUCGCUUUGGCUUAUACAUCGGAACAGGACGAGGCAAGACCUUUAGGAUUGGAGGAGAGAGGGACAGUGGAGUUUGCAGGCUUGGUGGUCGGCUGCCAUGGAGGCGUGAAGAGGCUACUGUGCUUGUAGAACUGAGUUGGUGGUUGGUGUUUUGGGACUUGGUUGGCACCUUUAUAAUGGUAGAGAUAGAUACUAGUAGGUGA
Molecule: messenger RNA, 384 nt
Organism: Dovyalis caffra
Lineage: Eukaryota; Viridiplantae; Streptophyta; Magnoliopsida; Malpighiales; Salicaceae
Source: the annotation of a GenBank genome assembly